AUGACUAAUGCAUUAAAAGCCAAGAACAAGCUUGGUUUCAUUAAAGUUAGUGUUAAGGAACCUAUUGAUAACACUUCUGAUGAAGCAUAUGCUUGUCUAUGGGAUGAUCUCAAGGAACGUUUUACGGUUGCCAACAUUCCCCAUAUCUUCCAUCUCAAAGCUUCUCUCGUGAGUAUAAAGCAAAAUGGCGCACCUAUUAUAAAUUACUACACAAAGCUUCGAUCCAUCUGGGAUGAAUUGGAAUCUAGCCACGCGUUUGAUUCCUGUGCCACCUGUGAUACUUGUUCCUUCACAAAAUUGGUUGUUGUUGAACUAGAAAAUGAUCGCAUCUAUCAAUUUAUUAUAGGCCUUGAUCAUGCUGUCUAUGGUACCCUUACCACUCAGAUCCUCAAUAGUAAUCCACUUCCUACCAUUAAUCGAGUUUUCGCUAUGGUCAUUCAAGAGAAAACACAUAAAGCUAUGGUUCGUUCUUCUGAGACUCCCUCUAACGCUCUUGGUUGUGCCAUCACCAAUGCACCCUCUGAUCCACCUAAGCCACACAUUAUCUGUACUCACUGUGGAAGUCCCAACCAUGACAUCUCUCGUUAUUACAAACUCUAUGGCUACCCUGAUCGUACCCUUGCUGGACGUGGACGUAGAUAUGGUCACUCUACUCCAAGAUGA
Molecule: messenger RNA, 663 nt
Organism: Gastrolobium bilobum
Lineage: Eukaryota; Viridiplantae; Streptophyta; Magnoliopsida; Fabales; Fabaceae
Exons: 2
Coding region: 1-663 (220 amino acids)
Source: RefSeq, a predicted model, not a curated record